Psylliodes chrysocephalus is the source of this 906-nucleotide messenger RNA. Lineage: Eukaryota; Metazoa; Arthropoda; Insecta; Coleoptera; Chrysomelidae. The record is from the annotation of a GenBank genome assembly.
AUGUUUCUAGCAGAUGGAACCACUGAUUCAGUAGAUAUUAAUUCGGCACUGACUUUGGGAGCAGUUUCAACUGGUAUCGGUUACUCAACCUUAGCCGAAAUAGCAGCUGCAAUAAAUAUGCCAAUGAUUGCGGAGAAAACGUACGUACACUAUUACGAAAAAGUGGCUGAUGCAAUUUACUCGGCAGUCACGCAAGUAAUGAAAGAAGCUGGAAGAGAGGAAGCAAAGUUGGCCAAAAGCUUAGGAGAAGUAGAUGGAAAUGGGAUUCCAUUUAUAACUGUGGUAGCAGAUGGAGCAUGGUCAAAACGAUUAUAUAACGUCAACUAUAAUGCUUCUUCUGGCGUUUGCAAAUUCGUUGGAGGAAAAAGAAUUAACUUUUCGAAAAGGAAUUUCUAUCAGACCAGAUGUGAAGCUGCGAUAAUAUCAUUCAACAAGGGAGCAGAAUAUUAUGACAUACUCCAUAAGGCAAUAACAGGAAAUGAGCUCAAUACAUACACAAAGAAAUAUUUAAAAAUAAUUGGAAAAAGGAAACUUAAGAUUUGCGAAACUAACGAAAGAAAGGAGCGUCGACAAGAGCUGCGAUUGAAAAAAAAAUACGCUUUUCCAGAUAGGGACUAUGGUAAUAUCCAUGAACCUAUUCCUGAUAUGGAUGAAAAUAAGUAUAAUUUAAGAGAACUGGAAUUCUUAAAUAUGUUAAAUAAAACGCAAGAAGAAAUUGAUGCAAUAGAGGAUCUUACCAAGGAACAGGCCUCUUCCAUUCUGUGGUUGGAAGAGAGACAAAAAAGGAUAACCAAAUCAAAUUUUGGAAAAAUUUGUAAACUAAAAGCACUACCAGCAUCAACUCAAUUAAAGUAUUAUUAUACAACAAAUUUAAAGACAACAACGCGACACAAUAUGGGAAAUUAA